Messenger RNA from Acanthaster planci (crown-of-thorns starfish), 5264 nucleotides. Its product is annotated as phosphatidylinositol N-acetylglucosaminyltransferase subunit A-like. The record is from RefSeq and is a predicted model, not a curated record. Lineage: Eukaryota; Metazoa; Echinodermata; Asteroidea; Valvatida; Acanthasteridae. Gene Ontology annotation, biological process: GPI anchor biosynthetic process. Gene Ontology annotation, cellular component: glycosylphosphatidylinositol-N-acetylglucosaminyltransferase (GPI-GnT) complex. Gene Ontology annotation, molecular function: phosphatidylinositol N-acetylglucosaminyltransferase activity.
AGGGGCGAGUUGACCUGACACCGUGCAAAAUGGCCGCGCCCACGAUCCGCACGUUUCCCCCCUUCGACUUUAUCCGUUGUUAGUGAACACUUUUCCUUCUGAAUUCCUGUCGUUGCUCUUUUGGGUUUCGUCCGUUUGAAGCAAGAGAUAUGAAGCACAGGAUAUGUGUAGCUGGUAUUCUGUCAGUAAUUUCAACACCACUGCAUCUGUGUUCUUCGUUGUAGCAUGGUGUCCGAUUUCUUCUUCCCCAACACGGGAGGAGUGGAGAAUCACAUCUUCCAACUUUCGCAGUGCCUUCUCCAGAGAGGCCACAAAGUUAUUGUGGUCACCCAUUCCUACGGCGACCGUGUUGGGGUACACUACAUGGCCAACAACCUAAAGGUAUACUAUCUACCCUUUGUGGUGUUCUACAAUGAGUGUGUGUUUCCAACGGUGUUUGGAACCAUGGCAUUAAUGCGUUACAUCUUCAUCAGGGAACAGAUCACCAUCAUCCAUGGCCAUUCGGCCUUUUCCACCAUGGCCCACGAAGCCUUAAUCCACGGCCGUGCCAUGAAUUUAAAGACAGUCUUCACUGAUCACUCCCUCUUCGGUUUUGCCGACAUCAGCUCCAUCCUCACUAACAAACUCUUGAGCUUCACACUCGCCGAUAUCAACCACGUUGUAUGCGUCUCCCACACAAGCAAGGAGAACACUGUUCUGAGGGCCUGUCUACCACCGGACAUCGUGUCCGUCAUACCAAAUGCAGUCGACUCCAGUGUCUUCAUGCCCGACCUCUCUCGAAGGAACCCGGACAGAAUAACCAUCGUGGUCGUCAGUCGCCUUGUGUACAGGAAAGGCAUGGACCUUCUUGCCGGUGUCAUCCCCGUAAUCUGCCAGCGACACGACGAUGUUGACUUCCUGAUAGGAGGGGACGGACCCAAGAGGAUAGAUAUCGAGGAAGUGAGAGAGAACUAUCAGCUGCAAGAUCGAGUCAGGAUGCUAGGCUCUUUACCACAUGGCAAUGUUAAAGAUGUCCUAAAUGAAGGAGAUAUAUUCCUGAAUACGUCACUGACCGAAGCCUUCUGCAUGGCCAUUGUUGAGGCUGCAUACUGUGGUUUGCAGGUCGUCAGUACCAAAGUAGGCGGAGUCCCAGAAGUGCUGCCGGAGGAGUUUAUCAUUCUUGCCGAGCCAAGUGUCAAAUCUUUAGUAGAAGCUUUGGAAGUUGCCGUUGCCAGACAGAGGGAGGGAAGCCACGUACCAGCACAGCAGGUCUAUGAGACAAUGAAAGGCGUCUACACCUGGCAGAACGUGGCCAAGAGAACGGAAAAAAUCUACAGCAGCAUCAUGGAGAUGCCUGUGUUGUCCCUAGCUGAGCGGCUGGAGAGAUACAACAAGCUGGGCCCCAUUGCGGGCAAAUUCUUCAUCAUUGUAGCUGUGGUAGAUCUUCUGUUGUACUGGUUCUUUGAGUGGUGGCAACCUAGAAGGAACAUCGCUAUUGUACCGGAUACCAACCAACCAGCUUACACAGAUGCAGAUAUGUACAAUAUUCAUGCACCUACAGGUCCCAAAGACCCAGCUGAACUUUGUCAGUCCGAAUCAACAGAGGGCAGCCUUUAUGUACAGAAACUGAGACCCCCAGUUAGCCGAAAGGGAGACAGGUAGUCCGCAGGGUUGGCCGUUUGGGUCAGCUUUGUCUCAGGCUGUUCAACGCUGUGCAAUAAUCGCCCUGAUGUUAACCAUGGCUUCCGAGUUUAACAUUGGCCUAAUUUAUCCUUUUCAAAGUUAUUUGAAAAACUAACAAAUGAAGCUUUAGCCGUUAUUGGUUCCAAACAAUUGUAAUCUUGGAAAGGGAAGUGUGUCCAAAUACAGAGCGGAAGACAAUGUGAGAAGGUUGUACCACUGUGUGUGAUUAUGCUGCAGCCAUAUUGGUCUGGUAUUUAAGUUCUGCAAUACCAAAGUACCGUUAUUUUAGUCAAUCAGUGUCACGAGACUUUUGACUUUUAGUGGCUAGAUCUUUAUUUUGCUAAUAAGUAAUUUUUUUUUUACUUUUUAGUAGAGUUGUAAACAUUUUGGUAAAAAAAUUUUGGAUACAACUGAAGCACUUUCAACGUCUGUCAACAGGAAAUACUUUUUUUGCAAAAUUAUCUGCGAUACUCUUUGCAUAAAAUGAUAACUAAGAUAUAAUGGUGCACUGACCUUUUAGAAAAAUUUCACAUCAGUUAUGGUUGUUGCCAUCACCCAACAGAGCUGGAAAUGGAGCAAAAGUACUUAAUUGUCCCUUAACAUUUGUUUAAGUCAUAAAUUCAUCCCUGGUUGCGUAAUUGUUUUUAGAUAAAGUUAAAACACUCCACAACUGCAUAAGCUCAUGCAUAUGUUUGUGUUCCAAACAGAACAUGUACUCAAUCAAUAAGUCAAUUCGAGCUUGUGCCAUUUUAGUCUUGCAUGCAGUUUACACAUGUCAUCAGGUGGCGCCAUCUGGGACAGGCUUGAGUUACGUGCUUGAGACCAAGCAUCUCUGAUGCCCAGUGAAGUAAGGCUGGAGAUCUUAAGUCAGACCAGCUACGAUGAGGCCUUCCUUGUGGGCGUUUCCCCCCGAUAGCUGAUGGUUCAAAGUGUAGAAGCGUAGCUGGUAUGGAAGAGGGCGAAAGCCAUUAGACCUGGCUGAAGUAACAAAGCCGACGCUGUCUGGCAAGAGACGAUGCUGGUGGUUGGUUGGUACAUAAGCAGAUGGGAUCGUGAUGAAUAAAAUCCGACCAUCGGAUAAUGCUCCAGGCGCUUCAGGGCAUUCGUAUCAAAUAUGCCCAGGCGUUUGGCUGCUGCAGAUGUUUAAUUGAGAGUGGACAUAAGGUCCUACUCAGCCUAAGACAUAUCUCGCGAUAUGUCAAACGUUGCAAGCUAUUGGUGCGGAAUGGAGGAGAUUUAUACCGUCUGUAGUAGUGUGCCAUUAUGAGAAAGACGACUGUAUAUGGAUAAGACCAUUCAGUCUUUGUCGAUCUCGGCAAGAAAUGAGACAAGAUGUUAUUAGGCAAGAGAGAACCUGAAUAAGCCCAUUCAGACGGACUGAAGUUUCUACGAAACAACUCAUCGCGGCUAGGAGGAUAUUUUUAGAAGGAAAAUGGAGGAGCUUAGGAGUUGUUUUGUUUGUUUGGUCGUUUUUGGUUUUUUCGAGAAGGAAAAUAACGGGACUAACUAUUAAGCCUAUGAGAAUACUUUCAGAAAGAAAAUUAAAUCAGAAUAAUAAACGUUGCAGCUAGGAUGAUUUUAGUAGAACGAAAACAAAUUGGUAGACUAUCAUCAAGGUUGGAGGAUAUUUUUUAGAAGAAAAAAUGGGAGACUGAUCAUCAAGGUUAGGGGGAUAUUUUUGAGAGGGAAUAGCAUAGACUAAACAUCAAGGUUGGGGGAUGUUUUACAGAAAAAAAAGGGAGAUUGAUCAACAAGGUUAGGGGGAUAUUUUCCAGAGGGAUAUUUUUUAGAAGGCAAAAAUUGGGAGAGUGAUCAUCAAGAUCAGGAGAAUAUUUUUAGAAGUAAAAAAGGAAAAAUUUGUAAUCGUGAGAUAUGUCCUAGGCUGAGUAGGACCUUAUGUCCACUCUCAAAUAAACAAGACGCCAUGUCUCGGCUCCGUGUAAAGAGUAUGAAGACCAUUACACAUCUUCAUUUUGGUCUGCCUAGAGAUGCUGUCAGGUUAUUCAUGGCAACAGCUGCCUUCACAAUCUGCGUGGAGGUGUCUGCCACUAGGUCUUCAUGAACAGUGGCGUUGCUAGGACUUUACCUGGGGGGGGUUACAAGGGGGCACCAGCAUCUUUAGGGGAGCACCAGCUUUCAGUGGUGUGGUUUUUUGGUGCAAGUUUUCGUUGGCCUUGUUCAAUUUUCAUUCAUCCGUUUUUUUUAGUGGGGGGGGGGGUUCCCGGGAGCCAUGUUCCCACUAUUCAUAAACAUUAAUUCCCACUGUUCAUGAACAUUAAGGGCGUGAGGGAGGAGAUUGGAUGGCGACUCAAACCUGACCUUAGUCUUUGGCCAGCUUAUUCUCAUUCUGACCUUUUUGGCCUCGCAAUCCAGGAUUUCUUGUACUCUGGUGAGAUCGUGUCUGGCUGGAGAGAGAAGAGCUGCGUGAUUGAGAAAAACAAAUCAAUUCAGUAAAGUUCUAAGUAUUUAUUUGUUUAUUACAAAAGACAGUUAAUACUGGAGUGUAAAAAUAAAAGAAAUACACCCUGAUAAAUAGGUGACAAGCAAGAAAUCAAUACAUGUACUCAGUUUGUCCAAAUUUGUCACCUUUCCCAAGUGCACAAAUCCUAUGCACAAAUCCCACAUUGGUGUUAUGGUGUUAGGUGGUCAUGUACGCUUUUAGAAAAUAUUUGAAAAGGUGGCUAGAAAUUAUGUUCUUUAAUACCCCACCAACAAAGCUGUUGGCAAUGUGUUGCUACCUUCAAAUGUUAAUAUUUUAAUAUUUUGGAUUCUCAGUGCAAAGAUCGGGGGAUCAAUCCCAACAAUUGCAUAGUUACAUGUAUAAUUUCACUGUUUGAGAAGGGAAAUUUACGUGUAUAGAGGCUUACUUUGAGGUCCUGAGUUUGAUUCAAAGUAGGUGUUCUGGGCAAAGGAAAUUCAUUACAUGUACAAGUGUGCAUGGCUGGCAUAAUUGGAUGCAUACAGACAUUGUCAUUCUUUGUGGGACCAAGACACAAAUAUUACGAAUAUGUCUGUCAAACAACAACAAAUCAUGAAACUUCUAAAUUCACUGCCUUGGCUUACUAUUAACUGGAUCUAUUUGAAAAACCAAAUACAAAUAGGAUGAUGAAAUAUGACCAGGCUCUUUCCUGUUUGGAGGGUUCAAAGUCAAAUAUUGAAAUGGAGGUCAAUUUUGGAAGUUUGUGAUAUUUUGAAAGAGUAACCUGUCUAUUUAAUUCCAGUUUUGUUAGCAGGAUCAGAUAUUUAAAAUUUUCUCAUCAAUUUCAAUGAUAGCAUUAUUCAUGCCCGGUCAGAAAUGUUGAAACAAUGUCAGAAAUAAAGAUGCAAUAUCUCAGUUUUUGAAAAGUCAGCUCUUUUUGUGGUGACCGGUCACAAACAGCUGUUUUGACAAUGCACAUGAUUUUGGCCAAAGAUUGUACAUGUAAUUUUGGUUCAUUGUUCAUUUCAAAUCAAACCAGAAGUUCCGAUUUUGAAAUUGCGACUGUUGGACUGUUGAAUAGGACAUUUGUGCGCAAACAGUAGGUGGAGAAAUAUCUUGUUGAAAGGAUUUUGAAAAAUACUGGAAUUUACAAUGAGACGUAUGACUUCAAUGUCUCCUCCCC